AUGUACAGUGAUCAAAAAGAGGGGCUGCACAGUGAAGGUGAGAAUGGAGAGCCAAAAUACUAUUACGUGCAUUCUAAUGUACCUAACGACACUGCUGUUCGACUUGGUGUACCAUCGUUAACACAUAGACUGUUGGACCCUGAUGAGCUAUCCAUUGAAGAAGAGUUUGGACAGGAGGAGAAGCUUACUACUCGAUUGAAUCGACUUCUAGAAGACUACAAUGAUGGUCUUUCAGUGUUAACAGAGCUCGUGAAAAUCGCAGAUGCUGCUGGAGCCACUGAGGUUAAAUUCCUGUACGACGAAAGAACCAACAAGGAUGCCAUGACCUGUCUCAUUGACGAGGGAAUGAAAAAAUGCCAAGGUCCUGCUCUCUGGGUUUACAGCGAUGCAACAUUCAAGGAUGAGGAUUUUGUUAACAUCACAAAGCUUAAUGAAGCAACCAAAGUGCAUUACACUGAAAAGAUCGGUAGAUUUGGACUUGGUUUCAACGCAGUGUAUAACAUUACAGAUGUGCCAAUGUUUGUAAGUAAGAACUAUUUUUUCAUACUUGAUCCUAACACAUCUCACCUGGGAACUGCUAUCAAGGACACAAGAAAGCCAGGUAUGAAGAUUAAUCUCAACAAAAACGUCAGAAACCUGCAGACCUUUAAAAAUCAGUUUAAACCAUUCAAUGGCGUAUUUGGCUGUGAUUUGAGCCUUGACAGGGAAGACUACUCGUACGAUGGUACGCUAUUCAGAUUUCCAUUGAGAACAAGGGAACAGGCAGCAGUCAGUGAGAUCAGAAAAAAGUUUUACGACGAACACGAAAUAAGGAAACUGUUUGAAAUGUUUCUCGAGAAAGCGAACACGGUUCUUCUUUUUACGCAAAACGUAUUCCGCGUUGGAAUGUACUUUUUACCAAAAUCUUUGGAACAGAAUAUACAACCGUUGCCAAUGUUUCAGGUCAACAAAUCACUCGCCCAAGGAGGAAUACUGAGAGAACUGUCUUUCCCUAUCGCACUAGCAGACACCUCGAACAAACUAAGUGCAGAACAGAAGAAGUUGUUGGUGCAGUCUAAUUUUUUUCAAGCAUCAUCCAAGGUUAAAAUACUUUCCAAGAGUAAAAGAGUCAAACCAACUGAAUUCCCUGAAUCAUCCAUUGUCGUUGAUGUGGAAUGUGUUUUAACUCAGUGUGGAGUUAGUUUUUUCAAAAAGAGAAGCCCCCUGGAAGAAAACGUGAAAGCUGGUUGA
Porites lobata is the source of this 1230-nucleotide messenger RNA. NCBI's taxonomy places the organism in Eukaryota, Metazoa, Cnidaria, Anthozoa, Scleractinia, Poritidae. The record is from the annotation of a GenBank genome assembly.